Pseudopipra pipra is the source of this 1540-nucleotide messenger RNA. It is a transcript of the gene SLC25A37, whose product is annotated as solute carrier family 25 member 37. Gene Ontology annotation, cellular component: mitochondrial membrane. Gene Ontology annotation, molecular function: ferrous iron transmembrane transporter activity. The record is from RefSeq and is a predicted model, not a curated record. Gene Ontology annotation, biological process: iron import into the mitochondrion. Bases 322 to 1311 code for a protein of 329 amino acids. The transcript is spliced from 4 exons. NCBI's taxonomy places the organism in Eukaryota, Metazoa, Chordata, Aves, Passeriformes, Pipridae.
AUCCAGCGCAAAUCCAGCGCAAUUCCAGCGCAGGACCCGCGCCCUCCCCAGCCCCGCCCCCAGCCGGACUUUAGGACCGCGCGUCCCCCUCACCGAGCCCGCCCCCCCAGCAGCGCAGCCAAUCGUUACUCUUCAUUCCGUCACCUCUCUUUACCAUUCGUUCUCCGCGCUGCCAAUCUCGUGACAUUACAGAGAGCCAGCCAAUGAGCGCGUCGGGGCGGGGCGGGGCGCGGCUUUAAAGGGGGGCGGUGGCGCCGCGCGGUCCCUGUGCCCGCCCGGCCCCGCCGUGUCCCCGCGUUGUCCCCCCGCGUCCCCCCGCGCAUGGAGCUGAGCUGCGCCCCCGCAGCGCCCCCGGGGCCGGGGCCGCCCCCCGGCCCCGCCGUGGCGGAGGGGGACGAGUAUGAGAGCCUGCCCAGCGGCGCCGCGCUCGGCACGCACAUGGUGGCCGGGGCGGUGGCGGGAAUCAUGGAGCACACGGUCAUGUACCCCGUGGACUCGGUCAAGACAAGGAUGCAGAGCUUGCAGCCGGACCCCAAAGCCCAGUACAGGAGCGUGUACGAAGCUCUGAAGAAGAUUGUCCUCACUGAGGGGCUCUGGAGGCCUUUACGUGGGAUUAAUGUCACCAUGCUGGGGGCUGGCCCUGCCCAUGCCAUGUACUUUGCCUGCUAUGAGAAAAUGAAAAAGUCCCUCAGUGACACUCUCCAGCAGGGAGGAAACAGCCACCUGGCCAAUGGGAUCGCCGGGAGCGUGGCCACGCUGCUCCACGACGCCGUGAUGAAUCCCGCCGAAGUGGUGAAGCAGCGGAUGCAGAUGUUCAACUCGCCCUACAAGUCGGUGCUGUCCUGCGUGAGGACCGUGCAGAGGACCGAGGGCUUCGGGGCCUUCUACCGCAGCUACACCACCCAGCUGACCAUGAACGUGCCCUUCCAGGCCAUCCACUUCAUCACCUACGAGUUCCUGCAGGAGCACAUCAACCCCCGCCGCGAGUACAACCCGCGCUCCCACAUCGUGGCGGGGGCCGUGGCGGGCGCCGUGGCCGCCGCCGCCACCACCCCGCUGGACGUCUGCAAGACCCUCCUGAACACGCAGGAGAACACGGCCCUGAGCUCCCUCAACAUCAGCGGGCACCUCUCGGGCAUGCUGAACGCCUUCAGGACCGUCUACCAGCUGGGGGGGCUGCCUGGCUUCUUCAGGGGGGUCCAAGCCCGGGUCAUCUACCAGAUGCCCUCGACGGCCAUCGCGUGGUCGGUGUACGAGUUCUUCAAGUACUUCCUCACAAAGCACAAGCUGGAGAAAAGAACAUCCUUGUGAAGGUUGGGCAGGAGCCUCAGUGGCCCCUCUGUGGGUCCCCUCUGUGUGUGUCACCCCCCAGCCAGCUCUGGGACACAGAUCCCACUGAGGAACACGUUUCUGGAGGGUUCCCACCCCGACAUCCUCCUCCAGGGGAGGUCCUGGGUCCUCCUGGCUUUAAACAAAAAAGUUUAUAAAGACUUCUAAUAAUAUAUAUAUAUAUAUAUUUAAUAACUUUAUUUUCGGAGGA